UCAGCACCCUACAAAAUCACACAGCUGAGCUGAGAGACCAUGGAGACAACAGCCUGGAACCAGGUGCAUACAGCAAGCAGUAAGCACAAGCAUGAGGGGAUUACAGGGAUCUACCCUGACUUCUAGAGGAAGUAGCGAUGUUGUCAAAGCAAGUGUAACCUUUAAGGAAUUUAUUGCUAUUCUGUAAAGCACAGCACAGUGUGGCAUGGUGUCAUUAAGACUUGGCAGCUCACAAAGCUCUGAGUUCGUUCUCCACUGGAUUCCAUUCAUUUCUAGCCCAAAGAGACUCCAAAGCAAAGAGUUUCAGUCCUCAGCUAAGGAAGGAUGGUUGUGGUGCUCCACGGGCACCCAGCAGUCCUGGUUCUGGCACAUUCACCAUCAACUGAAUCCCUGCUGCACUCAGAGGUUCUGGUCCCCUGGCUGUCCUCGCUGAGGGAUACAUUACAGUGCCCACAGCUCCCUUGCUGCCACAUGCUUGUGGCCCCUCUGGAGGGAAAACUGCGUACCUGAAGGAUCAGUGCAUGGCCUUAUUUCUCCCCAGCACAGAGCCAGGUUACAACCAAGCUGUACUCUGGGACCAAAGACUGCAGAAGGCAAACUGAAAGUUGAUUUCCCUGAGAGUUUAGAUAAAAAGGUGUCUCAGAUUUCUGUGCACUGCAACACUCCUGGACAGCAAUGCAUCCAGCCCUCCAUCUUCAUCGCGCCUGUCCCUCGCUGGCCAGCUAACGCAACGCUGCAUCUGCUGCAGCUGCACCCAGCUCUGCUUCCCAAGGCAAAAAUGAACCAAAACACCUCCCAAACUCCAGCUGCUCAGUGGUGCCGACACCGGGCAGUGCCAGGUUGAGACUGUGGCUGCCAGAGAGCAUGCAGGGGAUGGCCACAGCACCGCAGGAGAUGGGCACAGCACCACUCCUUCCUGGUGUGUCCACGCUGCCUGAGCAUGUCCAUGAGCUGGUUGCUGCAAGCCCCCAGGAGCUGCUCCCACGCAGAGUGGAGCUCGCAGCCAACCCUUCCCGCACGUCACGGUGACGAGUAAUUUGGGGACUUUUGGCUCAGCCCUGUUCCUAAGUCCUGCCCACUCUUUCUGACUACUUGCUUACACCUCUGUCACACCAUCAGCUGCUUCCCCACGGGCAUCCCUUCCCUUCUGCCUUCUGCCUUCAUCACUUCUGCCUUCUGCUGUGUUGUGGUGACAUGGCAGCGUCCCCCUCGUCUGCUGUCCUUCAGAUCGUGGGUGUGAAGGUGGCCCCUUCUUUGGUCACUGGGAAUGACCACCAGAUUGGCCUGCAAACCCUUGCAGCAUGUCAAGUGCACCAGGAUGUAAAUGGGGACCCACCUCAUUUCCUUAAUAUAACCUUGAACUGAGCCCAGCAUGGAGCCUUUUACUGGUUCAGAAACUCCAGGAAAUAACCAGUGAAUCAUGAAGUUCAUACUGAAACUUAAGGAGUUCAAGAAAUGCCUGUGGGAUGGGGAGCGAGUGUUUCUGGGUCAUGGUCUCCCAGGACACACAGCCAUCUGCGAAAAGCAUCUCACAGAUGUGAGAUGGUCUAGUCUGAACCUCCAAGCAGAGGGAAGUGUGGGACUGGGGCACCCAUCUCCUUCAGUCUCACAGAAAGAAGGGAUCCGUGAUAGAUCUCCCGUCUCUGAGCCAGGCAAGGCUGUGUGGGAACUCCGCAAAGAGCAAAGCAGCUUUUGUGCAAAUCCCCUGGUUCUGUGGUACACAAAGCAAGGAGCUGGAUUUGGAUCCUCAGCCUCAGGGAUGUUUGAAAAUUAAUUGCCCUUUUGGAAGUUUCUCUAAUUUUUAAGCUUGACUGACUCAGCAAAAUGCUUGCUCCAGUCCCAGAACUGUGGAACUACAUGCCAGAGGAAAUCCUCAUCCAAAUUUUCUAUUACCUUUCUCUUCAAGACAGAUAUGCCGUCUUCCAGGUGUGCAAACAGUGGGCUAGAGCUGUUUCUUCUAGCUCGGUUUGGCAUUUCACAGAGAUCAGGUGUGAUUCAGAGGAUGCGGAAAGCAUGCUGCAGAGCCUGGUCCAGUUCCUCAGCCAAAUCAAACACCUGAAGAUUGUGUUUGACCAGUCCAAAGAGGUCAACCGGCAGAAUGUGAGGCACAUCUUAGAUCUGUUGGCAAAACAGAGUCACAAACUGCAGCAGCUGUGCAUCGUGUGCCAUGGGGAGAACCCCUAUUUCUACUCUGGCCAGGACAUCCUACAGAGCAUACGGAAUAUAUGUGACUCUAGAAACCAGAUAGAUCUGCAGCAUAUUGAUUUCCGAAAAAUGCCCUUUACUCUUGAUGAUGAGCUUGUUGAACUCAUAGCUAUCACCAACCCAAACUUGCACAGUUUGUUCAUCAACAACCGCACCCUGGUAUGCAACGUGGCGCCGGACACUAUAAGGAAAGUUCUCAGAGCAUGUCCGAGACUCUCAGCCUUGGGGGUUUACUAUGCCAGUUUGUCUGACGAUGUAUUUCUGGAACUGCUCAAGCCAGAAAGAGCAGCUUUCAUGCAUUUAGACAUUUUCUGUGAGCGCCUGGACAAAUAUAUACCUGUCAUCUCAGAAGAGCUCUGGGCUGCUGUAAGUCAAAAGCAUCCUCAGCUCUGCGUAGACCUGGAAUUUGAUCAUACAGUCCCUGCCUGCAAAAUACCACGGAUCCUAAAGCUGAACAUACCUGUGAGCACACUGCAACUUAACACCUAUACUUACAUGGUAAAUCAGAUUAGGUUUGUCACCCAGAGCUACAGCAGUACUUUAAAGAAGCUGACACUGCAGACCACGUCCUCGGAGGAGUUAAAUUCCUCGCUAAUAGAUCUGGCUAGGCACUGCCAGAAGCUGUUAGAGAUCCACUGCUACUGUGUGGUCAGCCAGGAGGUGGUGGAAGCAUUCCUCACACACUGCCCUGGCCUGAAACAAUACACUCUCAAGAUCACCAAGGAGCGGCACCCCUGGAAACCAGUGACAGUUCAGUGACCUCCUGCCUUCCUGGGGAAACUGUGGGGAGCUGCAGGAGUACAGUGAGAGAAGCUUUAGGGCUAUGAGGAAAAUGCUGUAAAAUGCCCUCUGUGCUUGCUGAGACCAUGCUAUUUCACUAUCACUGACUGUUCAAUAUGAUGCACACCCGUUCAGCAGACUGAGCAUUUGUACUCAAAUGUGAUAGAUAAAGGGUUAUACAGAGAACUAGAGUUGCCUGUUUUAAACUUUUCUUUAUUGGAAUAUGGAGGACAAGUCUUUUUUCUUCUCUGCUUCUUUAUUUAGCAAUAGCAGGAAUGCCAAACAUCCAUUAUGGAGUUUUACAGAGGACCCCAGUGAAAUUUAGUUUUGAUUUUAAGUUUUAAGAGAACCUUAGUCAAGUACCUUGUGUCAGGUGUCCAGCAACUACUUCAAUGGACAGUUGAAGAAGUAACAGCUUCAGUGCAGCCAUCUUGUGUUCACUGGGGUACUUAGCCACGUGGAUUCUGUGGGCUAUAGCAACAAACUGUGGUCAUCUGAUGGAAAAUCCACCCUAAAUUUGAUAAUUCCUCUUCUGGCAUUUUUGUGAUCAUGAGCUCACCCAGUAUCCAGAUGUCAGGUGACUCCAGUUUGGAAGGAUCUAAAUAGGAUGUGAGUUAUGUUAAAAGAUGCAAGCAGGAAAAAGAGCACUUAAGGAAAAACACUGGCAAGGUAGUAAUAAAAGGCAAGUAGUAGUCUGCAAAUAUCAUUUUCCAUCCUUUCUUUCUGUUUCUCAGGAAUGCAGAUUUCCAGGUUAUAAUUUGAAUGCCUUUUGCAGACUUUUGCUUUCAUUAAAUUGUUAAUGUGUCUUAGGAGAAGCAAGAGCAUUUACAGAUUUUUGUACCACCUUGCACUCAACAACUAAUGGCAAAGGUAUCUUGAACCUGAAUUCGGAUGUGUGUAUGUUUGCCUGUUGUGCCAAAGAUUUUGGUGAAUUGUUAUUUGAAGAGCAGUUUCUCCAUUGAAAUAAUCCUGGCAUAAAGUUACAUUGCAAGCACCUAUUUAGACCUA
This is a messenger RNA of Oxyura jamaicensis (ruddy duck), 3993 nucleotides long. It is a transcript of the gene FBXL8, whose product is annotated as F-box and leucine rich repeat protein 8. The record is from RefSeq and is a predicted model, not a curated record. Lineage: Eukaryota; Metazoa; Chordata; Aves; Anseriformes; Anatidae. The transcript has 5 exons. Gene Ontology annotation, molecular function: protein binding. Bases 1825 to 2964 code for a protein of 379 amino acids.